AUGAGUCGAAUGAGUUUUGCUCCCCCCCAUAAUGCUCCAAUAGAUGACAUCAGCAGAAGACUUCACGAGCUGGUGGAAAGUAUAAAUGACAGACGCACCACUGACCAGAAAGUGUUGGAGGGCUACCAGAAGAAGUUAGUGGAGAAGGUGACGGAGAUGUGUCAGCAGAUGCAGGAGCACUUGUACACGAUCUAUGAAGAGAACAGUAAGGAGAUAAAUGUGAAGCUGCAGGAGGUGACUCGGGUGCUGGGAAACUGCACGAAGCUGAACAGUGAGCUCGUAGAGGCCAGACAGGCACUGACGAGUCUCAGAGUUUAACACAUCAGAACCCCGGUCAACUAGUUAUUGUUGUGAUGUUUUUCAACUAGUUCUGAAUUAGUCAAUGGGUUCUUCAGUUUAUUGUGUUGAGUAUUCAGAAUAGUUGACUUUAUCACUUUUGAUUUCCUCUUUUCCCAAGAAUACACGCCAAACUGUGUCUUUGUUGUUGGGGCAGUAGUUCAGUUCACAGCUCUUAAUUGCAGUCAAAGA
Messenger RNA from Anarrhichthys ocellatus (wolf-eel), 528 nucleotides. It is a transcript of the gene syce2, whose product is annotated as synaptonemal complex central element protein 2. The transcript has 4 exons. The coding region runs from base 1 to 318 and encodes 105 amino acids. The record is from RefSeq and is a predicted model, not a curated record. Gene Ontology annotation, biological process: synaptonemal complex assembly. NCBI's taxonomy places the organism in Eukaryota, Metazoa, Chordata, Actinopteri, Perciformes, Anarhichadidae. Gene Ontology annotation, cellular component: central element.